GCAGGACAAUUCGCUGUGGCGCAAGCUCAGAACGAAGUGGAGAAGUUUCCAGUCUCUUCGGAAAUGCAUGGUGUCUGGCUUUGAGGAUGAUCGGGAUGGGAGCGAGAGAGGAUCUUGACUGAAUCAUGUAAGCUCUAGUCGCAAAUUUUCUUUCUUGAUCUCGUUUUGAUUCAGGGGAACAGUCGCAAUGGAGAUUCGUUUGAACCCAGUUGGAGGUUGCUGGUACAUGAAGUAGGACGAAUUGCCGAGUUGAUGCUCGUAAGGAAACUGGAAAAAUCUUAUGAUUAUUAUUCUACCUGCAUUUCGAUUCUUCCGCACUGCGACCCCACUGUAAAGGAGGAUUCGCCAGUGGAUUGCUCGUCAAAUCAAAAAUUCAUUUCUCACAGGCUAAGCAGGAAUUUUGCUGAUCCCGUCCUGGAACAAGAAAAACAGAAGUGUUUGUCUCUUGGUUUUCUGUUGCCAUUGCCUCAGCGUGAACAUAAAAAGCAAGAGCUUCAGGCCGCGGGACAUGACUCUGUGUCAAAGAUGAUUCUCGCCAUUUGGAAACGAGCAGGAGUUUUUAAGCGCUGCGCUGUUGAACUGGUUCCAAGUCGAGUGCAAGAAAGAAGCUUUUUAGCUCAUGAUGUCCACAUAACACGGCGCAGCGCAUGCAUUUUACUCACGUUAUCAGGCUGGCAGCAAAGUUUUUCGUUAACUCCAUUCUCCAGGCGAGUAAAUAACAGAACUUUUUGUACCGCAGGUGGGAGAGCUUUACUGCUUCGUUAUUCAAGAUGAUCCUGUCACGGACUAUUGUACAACGGGUACACUGUCGAAGAUUCAAACUUUCAAGUCAGGGGCGUGUGCGUAAGACGACGCCUGGUGACAGAAUCGACGACCGACUGUGGACAGAAACAGCAUCGAACUGAGCCGUGCAGCGGGGACGAGAAAAGAAAGACAGAAAAAAAAUAAAUCAAGUGGUGGUGGAAUUAGAAGCGGUUUUACAUGUCAUCGAGGAUGGCAGCCAGCCUCUGGAGCUCCUCUUGGCAAGAGUGUGGGUAGCGGACGCCUUCCUCUUGAGGCUGGUGCUGGCUUUCAACAAAAGCUGGGUGCGAACGCCAGGGAUCAUGUGAA
Molecule: messenger RNA, 1110 nt
Organism: Selaginella moellendorffii
Lineage: Eukaryota; Viridiplantae; Streptophyta; Lycopodiopsida; Selaginellales; Selaginellaceae
Exons: 6
Coding region: 253-774 (173 amino acids)
Source: RefSeq, a predicted model, not a curated record